Messenger RNA from Selaginella moellendorffii, 829 nucleotides. RefSeq lists its product as uncharacterized. The transcript has 8 exons. NCBI's taxonomy places the organism in Eukaryota, Viridiplantae, Streptophyta, Lycopodiopsida, Selaginellales, Selaginellaceae. The coding region runs from base 1 to 465 and encodes 154 amino acids. The record is from RefSeq and is a predicted model, not a curated record.
AUGGCGCCUCAAAAUCUUGGAGCGUUUGGCAAUCCGGCCAGCAAUGACGGCAAGCGUCGCCGAGAGCAGGAUCUGGCAGCUCCGCCCGUCUGGAAGAGGAAAUUGCUCCAGGGAUCGCAAUUCACCAGCGGUGUCGUCGUUCCGGUAUUGCCACUUCCAAAAGACUUGGACUUGGACUUCGAGGAGAACGAAGCAGCAAAUAACCACGCGAGCUCUUCACUGUUUAGAGAGGAGAUGGAAAAGCUGGAACUUCCGUCUCUACCUUCCGUGAUAUCUCAGGCUCGACCAGAAAUGCUUGAGUCUUUCCAACGCUUGGUUUCCCCAAGCUAUUUUCCACUUGAAACUGGGAACAAGAGCGACAGUGACAAGGCUCCCCUCUCACCUUCUGGCGUCCACAACGACGAUCUCGCUUUCGCUGCCCAACUUUUGGAUUACAAGCGGCUUUCAACAACGCGGAGAGAAUAAUGAGGGAACAAAAACCUCGUUGUUUAAGCUUGCGAGUUGGCUCAGGCUGGAGAGGAGGAUUCUGAUGGCGAAGUGGUUUUGGAUGGUCGCAUAUUUCGUGUUUUGGGAGAACUUGACGUGACGAAAAGAUGGGCAAUCGCAAGUGACCAUCGGGUCCCGCAGAUGAGAGUGGCUCUUGUUUUGUCAAAGAAGCAACUGCUUUUGCGUCUGCAGACCUUUCGAACACGUUGGCGUUCACACUUGGAGCUAAGCCACUUCCACCAAGUGUAAGCAAAUGAUGUUCUCCGUUAUCAUUGCGAGCAGUGUAUCUGUUGCUGCUUAUUGGGCAUCGGUUAGUGGCCAUGACAAGGACCACGCAUUACGU